AGACCGUCAAUCCUUUAAGGGGUACUCCCCUCCCCCAAAAGAGUUCUAUGACAUUUAUCUACUUUCGGCAUCAAAUAAAACAUCAUAUUUUCUAAAGAUGAAGAAUCUUAUUCAUGGGAAUGGGUGGAAGAUGACAACUCCUUUUGAUAGUAAACUUGGCGAACCGGUAUUAAAAAGCAUUGAGAAGGACGUCUCUAACAGUUCACAUGUGGUUUAUCUUAUCACAAAAGAGGAUGGUGAGCAUGAAAAUGUAAAUCACACCAUGACAAUUGAGAUGGCGUUCCAGUCUCUCACAGACAAGGGCUUAGGAGGCAGAGUUAUUCCUGUGUUCUGUUGCGAUACAUCUUUCGUCUCGCCAAAACUGAGGAGCUUGACUGGAGCAAACAUUCACGAUGAAGCGCUCGAAGAAAGAUUGAGGAAGAGUAUUGAUAUGAACAUCAGGAAGGAAAGAGAAGAGGAGUACCGCUCAGGUUCAGAACCAUUGCAGGGUGCAUCAAGUUCGCAGCCACAGCAAACAUCACAUCGAGUUACAGAGGAAAUUCUAGAGAUCGAUUCAGGGAGACAGGAAGACCUUGACGAAAAACUGACCACUGUUGCUCGAAAAGUUUUCAAGCAUGAAGAUCUAGAUUAUCUUGGGAAGGCUCUCGGCUUUGAACCAGAAGAUAUCCAACGUUAUGUCGACACAAACAUGAAGAAUGCACAUAUAUCAUACAUGGGUACACUGUCAAUGCUCCGAGACUGGAGAGAUAGGCAAACUGAGGCCACAGAGUGUGAAGCCCUGAAGAAUGUUCUAAAGAAAGCUGGUCAAAUCCGUCUCGCUGAUAUCCUAUUUGAUCCAUUGCAGGGUGCAUCAAGUUCACAGCCACAUCAAGCAUCACAUCAAAGUAAAGAGGAAAUUCUGGAGAACGUUUCAGGUAGACAGGAAGACUUUGACGAAAAUCUGAUCACCAUUGCUCGAAAAAUUGUCAAGCACGAAGAGAUAUAAAACUCGGGAAGGGUCUCGGCUAUGAACCAGCAGAUAUUGAACGCUAUGUCAACACAAACAUAAAGAGUGCACAUGUAUCAUACAUGGGUACACUGUCAAUGCUCCGAGACUGGAGAGAUACGCAAACCAAGGCCACAGAGUGUAAAGCCCUGAAGGAUGUUCUAAGGAAGGUUGGUCAAAUUCGUCUCGCUGAUGAGCUAUUUUGUACUUCAUGAGAUGCAAAUUAUGCUUCUCUAUUGAGUACUACACUGUUCCAUAUAUGAAAGUAUAAUGUCUGAGUAGCUUAAAGGUAUUACAAAGUUUCGGUAUGGGGUCAUGAUUUUCUUUCAAAUUAACAUAUUGGAGGCAUAUGCG
Molecule: messenger RNA, 1339 nt
Organism: Strongylocentrotus purpuratus (purple sea urchin)
Lineage: Eukaryota; Metazoa; Echinodermata; Echinoidea; Camarodonta; Strongylocentrotidae
Exons: 5
Coding region: 98-985 (295 amino acids)
Biological process (GO): signal transduction
Molecular function (GO): protein binding
Source: RefSeq, a predicted model, not a curated record